Esox lucius (northern pike) is the source of this 6680-nucleotide messenger RNA. It is a transcript of the gene cdk12, whose product is annotated as cyclin-dependent kinase 12. NCBI's taxonomy places the organism in Eukaryota, Metazoa, Chordata, Actinopteri, Esociformes, Esocidae. Gene Ontology annotation, cellular component: cyclin/CDK positive transcription elongation factor complex; nucleus. Gene Ontology annotation, biological process: positive regulation of transcription elongation by RNA polymerase II; protein phosphorylation; transcription elongation by RNA polymerase II. Gene Ontology annotation, molecular function: RNA polymerase II CTD heptapeptide repeat kinase activity; ATP binding; cyclin-dependent protein serine/threonine kinase activity. The record is from RefSeq and is a predicted model, not a curated record. The transcript has 14 exons. The coding region runs from base 806 to 4996 and encodes 1396 amino acids.
AUAGGGCAAUAAGAGCGCAGUUGCUGAAUUUACAACAGGAGCCACAAUGGCGGUUGUCGUCUCCUAACAGGGCUGUGGAUGUUAUUAAAUCCACUAUCAUCGCCCUAAAGAUAGGCCUGGUUGAUUCCCAGAGCCAUUAAAAAUAAACUGGAACAUCUAUUGCACAUGAAAAUAUUAUAAUUUCUGAUCAAUAUCAAGUUAACAAGAGAUACAAUUAUAUUAAAAGGGACCAUGUAAACAGUACCAACCGGGUCAAGUUUUCAUUUUGUUCGAGAAACAACAUCGGCUGUUAAUGACGGCUAUUUAUUUGUUUCAGAACUCCAAACCGUAAUUCUAAGGAACAAUAACACCUAAACUAAGCUUUGCACCGGACAAGGGAAGCUAAAAGAAAAGGGACUUCUUUUUUCUUUCGUUUUUUUAGCAAACAGCAUGCUAGCUACACAGAGCUAGCUAACCAAAUAGAAACGGAGAAGAGAGCACAAUGCUCCGUUUUAUUGUUUGGGCCUUUUCAGCCAGUUCUCUUAACUAGCUAAAUGCACAGGCCUACAAUAGUUGCGUUUUUUGGGGGACUAGCUAGCAACCUUUAUUUUUCUGAUUUGACAAAACAUGCUGUCGGCCUGCUUGGAAUUAACUCGGAUAAUGCUUGAGGACUAAAACCUGGCAGACGGUUUUCGUUUUUGUCCGUUUGCUUAGAACGCUUGAUCUUAUUUACCGGAUUUUAGAGUACUACGUUACUCUCCCGUUAAUGUAUUGUCUCGGCUACAGAGGCCCUCGCUCGGGAGAAGGACCGUCGCUGACGUGAGGAAUGCCUGGGUCGGAUCGACACCAUGGGACCAAGAGGAAGCCGGAAUCCAGCACUAGUGGUGCCCUGCAGCCCCCAGCAACGAGCGGCAACAGCGGGAUACACCAGCCCAUUGUCCCGCCGCAUACCUCUGCGGGCAACAUGACGAGCAAGGACGGUAAGAUCCAGUCAAUGUCAUCUUCCAAGCGCAAACGGAAUAAAUCAGCUAAACAUGGACGUGAAUCCGAGGUGGGCCAGGGGCCUGGUUUUUCUGCCCUUGCCUCCACAGCGCCCCCUUCCGUCAGCGCAGUGAAGCCUCUGGUAGAAUAUGACGACAUAAGUUCCGAUUCGGACACUUUCUCUGACCCGCCUAGUACAAGGCCUUCUGAGAGAGGGCCUGGGGAUCGGUCAGAGCCUGGUCAUGAUUAUAGUAAGGGGGAUGGGGGCCCGGCCGUUGGUAGAGAUGGCCGGGCACACAAGCAUCGGCACUCUAGAAAAAAGUCUAAAGAUCCACACAAAGUCCGGGACUGUGCAGACGUGGGUCGAAGUACUAAGAAAAAGAGCAGCAAAGACAGGGAGAGGGGGAGCUCCGCGAAAGAAAAGGAGAAGGUGGCCUCCCUGUCCUCUGUGGCCUCCCUGUCCUCCGGCUCCCGACGCCAGGGUCAGCUGGAGGCUGACCUGGGGCCAAAGCGCGGGGAGUUGCCCCCCUCCUCCCAGGCCCAACCCGCGGCCAGUGUGGGAAGCAGCACGUCCUCCACCUCUUCGUCGCGCAGCAAGGAGGGCGGCCACUCAGGGAAGACUCGCAAGGACAAGCAGCAGAGGCGUGAGGGUCGAGAGGGGCGGGGGGAGGCAGGCCAGAGCGCCUCUGUUUCCCAGAAGGUCAGGGCGGACAGGAGCCACCGCAAGACCUCCAAGAGCCGCAAGUCCAGCCCUAAGGGUAAGGGGCAGACUUCCUCGAGCCGGGGCAGCCCUCGCCGGAAAGCCCCCGCGCCCAAACAGUCGCCCAGCCCCCCUAGGAGAGGGGGCAAUGGCAGCCCGAUGGUCAGUAGUUACAGCCAGGAUGUGGAGGACAACUACCACCACCAGAGACGCAGGCCGGCCCCGCAGAGCCCCAGCCCUUACCGGGAGGUGUCCAGGCGCAGUCGGCAGAGGUCCGACAGCCCCUACCUCAGCAGGCACCGGUCAUCCAGCUACGAGAGGGACGACAGCCCCUACUCCAGGAGACGCUCCAUCAGUCCCUAUGGUAACCGCAGGUCCUCCAGCGCCAGCCCGGUCUCCAGGCGCUCUGUUCGCUCCCGCAGUCGCUCUCCGCUGCCUUUCUCCUCUCGUCGCUCCUCCUCCCGCUCUCGUACCAAGAAGCACUCGUCCUCUGCUGGUGGCGGCGGGUCCCACAGUAGCCGUCCCACGAGCCGCUCCCCGCCCUCCUCCUCUCGCCUGCCGCUCAACUCCAGCCUCGGGGCAGAGCUCAGCCGGAGGAAGAAGGAGCGCCAGGCUGCGGUGGCUGCAGCUCGGCCCCCCUCCCCCCCGCCACCUACACGCCGGUCCGCCCCCCGCCCCUCCAAAGUGGAGCCUGAGAGAGCGCCGGACAGAAACUUUGUUCCAGCUGGGGACCCCCAACCUCUACCCAGUGCAGCCAAGCCCCAGGACCCUCCGGGUGGGGAAGAGCAGGGCUCGGCACCCCCUCCCUCUGCCUUCUCGUCCCCCGCACCCCCCCUGCCCGCCGGUCAGACCACCCCGCUGCCCCCGCCUCCUCCACCUUCCACGGCGGUCACCCAGCUUCAGCAGCCCCUGGGCCAGGCGGAGGCCGUGCCCUGCCCAGCGCCCUCCUCAGCCGCCUCCCAGUCCAGAUCUCCUGCCCCCCUGCCCACACGCAGCCCCGUCCGACAGACGCCUUUCCACAAGACCUCCACCCUUCCUCCCUUGCCUCUGCCCCCCAUGCUCCUGGGAGACUGCCAAGACAGUCCAAAGAAGUCUACUCCUCCUCAAAGGUCUUCCAAGAAAGAGAAGGAGUUGCGGAGCAGGCCAUCUUUGAUCGACCUCCCCCUGCCCCCCACACUGGCCGGAGGAGAACCCUCUCCCCCUCAGUCCCCUGUCUACAGAGCCCCCCCGCCACCCCAAUCCUCCCUGAAGAAGAGACCAAAGUUUUGCUGCCCCCGCUACGGCGAACGCAAACAGACACAGAGCGACUGGGGAAAGCGCUGCGUGGACAAGUUCGACAUCAUCGGCAUCAUUGGGGAGGGCACCUACGGCCAGGUGUACAAGGCCAAGGACAAAGACACAGGUGAGCUGGUGGCUCUGAAGAAGGUUCGCCUGGACAAUGAAAAGGAGGGCUUCCCCAUCACGGCCAUAAGAGAGAUCAAGAUCCUCCGGCAGCUCAAUCACCGCAGCGUGGUCAACAUGAAGGAGAUUGUCACAGACAAACAGGACGCCCUGGACUUCAAAAAGGACAAAGGAGCCUUCUACCUGGUGUUUGAGUACAUGGACCAUGACCUGAUGGGUCUGCUGGAGUCUGGACUGUGCCAGUUCUCCCAGGAACACGUGCGGAGCUUCAUGAGGCAGCUGAUGGAGGGGCUGGACUACUGCCACAAGAAGAACUUCCUGCACAGAGAUAUCAAGUGUUCCAACAUCCUGCUCAACAACAGCGGUCAGAUCAAACUGGCUGACUUUGGUUUGGCACGACUCUACAACUCAGAGGAAAGUCGACCCUACACUAAUAAAGUCAUCACACUGUGGUACCGGCCUCCUGAACUCCUGCUGGGGGAGGAGAGGUACUCUCCAGCCAUUGACGUCUGGAGCUGCGGGUGUAUCCUGGGAGAACUGUUCACCAAGAAACCCAUCUUCCAGGCCAAUCAGGAGCUCCUUCAACUAGAGCUGAUCAGCCGUCUGUGCGGGAGCCCCUGUCCUGCCGCCUGGCCGGACGUCAUCAAGCUGCCCUACUUCAACACCAUGAAGCCCAAGAAACAGUACCGCCGACGGCUACGCGAGGAGUUUGCCUUUCUGCCCGCUCAGGCUCUAGACCUGCUGGACCGCAUGCUGACCCUUGACCCCGCACGGCGCUGCACAGCCGAGCAGGCCCUCAAUAGUGACUUCCUGUGUAACGUGGAGCCCAGCAAGAUGUCCCCCCCCGAUCUCCCCCACUGGCAGGACUGCCACGAGCUGUGGAGCAAGAAACGAAGGCGCCAGCGUCAAAGUGGGCUGCCCGAGGAUGUGCCUGUGCCCAAAGUGCCCCGCAAGGACCCCUCAGGGGCUUCCAGUGGAGAGAACAGCCGACCCCAAGCCAGCCCUGCCGGAGCCCCGCCUCCUCCGCCCGGACGACCAGCCUCCUCAGCCAUCUCGGCCAAUGAGCUAGCAGGCCUGGGCGCUGCGGCGGAGCAGCUGAACCAGACGGAGCUGGCGGUGCUGUUGAACUUGCUCCAGAGACAGACGGACCUCAGCCUGCCCCAGAUGGCCCAGCUGCUCAAUGUCUCCUCCAACCCGGAGAGCCAGCAGCAGCUGGAAACCCUGAGCCAGUCCCUGUCUGCCCUGACUGAGGCCUCCCACCACCGGGGGGCCCCUGAGGAUCAGGCCCCGGCCAGGUCCCAGCCCCCCGAGCCCCCCCCGGAGCCCCAGGAACCCUCCCCGCUGCAUGCCGAGGCGUCCCUCAGCCAGGACGACCAGACCAGCCUCCUGGCCCUCCUGCUGGGCCAGCUCAUCAAGCCACAGGCGGAGGUGGUGGAGCAGGGUGACGAGAGCAAUGGCGUCCAGUCGGAGGAGGCGGCGACACGCGGCUCGUCCGCUUCCGCGGCUGACCGCAAGGACGGUGCCAUCAACAAGCGAAAGCAGCCAAUCGGGACAAGUCAGGCCCCUCCGCCCUCUGAUCGACGUCCCCCGUCUCCGCCUGGGCCUCCCCCCUCAGCCCCGCUCCCUGGCCAGCAGCCCGGCUCGGAGUCCGGCCAGGAUAUCAGCCCCGCCGUGGUGGUCGCCCUGCUGCAGCUGGUCUCUCAACAGGACCCAGAGGCCGCGUCCGGAGGCCCUCACGCCCAGGGCAGCAGGGACCACUCCCCAGCCGUGGAUACCACUGCCCGGGCACAGCCAACCUCCACCUGGGCAACGGACUCCCCUAAACCCUCCCCUGCCCGGGAGCCCCCAAGCAGCAUGGCCUCCGCUGCCCCUAGCCCUGCAGCGCAGUUCCCUAAGGACCAGGACCUCCGCUUUGCCCACGGGGCCUCUCGCUGACAGCUGAUUCUGGGCAGGCCUGUUCAGAGACCUGGGGAACCUGGGGAACCCUGGGGAACCGUGGGUCCUAUAGGCCGUCCGACAGCAACGGGAGCCGGGCACGCCUUCUGUACUGAUGAUGGUAACCACCCUGCGGUAGAGCGACCCAUCUCCCCGGGGGGAAUACGGACGAGCAGCUCCCCAGCCUCUGCAGAGUUGGUGUAUUGAAGAUGGGAGGAUGAUGAAGAAAGAUGAAGGUGGCUUUCAGAAUGUUUGUCCAGAGGAAGGUGCAGACUUUUGGGGGGCUGGAUAUUUGGAGGAUGUUGUUAUGAGGAUGGACAGUGUUGGUUUGACUAAAGGACAAAGGAAGCCCAGCUCUAGACAGACAAAGGCAGGGGUAAUGGGAACCUCCACACCAUCCAAUCACUGACCCUGCCAUUCCUCCUUGACCUCCUGACUGGCUGAAGUUUGGAGCGAAUUCCGCACAUGGAAUGUGAUCAGCUGUGAUUCGGUUUUGUUUAAUUUGCCAGUCAAUUGAUUAUGUCUACUGUAGUGCCCUCUGAUCACUAGGCUUUUAGUGUGUCUCGGAGUCUGGUGACAUCACUUGUCUCCGCCCUCCAGGUGAAUAGGGGAGGGGCCGUCUGCAAUGUGCGACACGGCAGGAACAAAGGCCUAGUCUAAAACCAAGGUAUUUAACUGGGUGGGGAGGGGGGGUUGGGGUGCAAAAAUACGACGCUGAGAUUCAGAGCGAGUUAAACAGACUCAGCCCCUCAUCAUACUAGCUGGCUCCUGACCUUCGACCUUGUGCCUCUGUGAGCUUACCGAUCCUUGAAUGAUCCUUGCCCACAGAGAUUUUGGGUUGUUUUCUUCUUUUCUGGAAGGCACAUACACAGGACAAGACAGGGCUUGAAAUGAAUACCUUGUGUGUAUAUUUGUCUUUGACCAAAGGUACUGUCGGAGAAAGUAUUUGUGGCCCAGCCCCCUUCCCUUGUUUUUCAAGCUCAAACUACAGUAUGUUGGCAUCUGUCAGUUCUCCCAUGUAGAAAUUAAAAUGUUCAUUCUUGAACCCUCACUAGCAGCUAGCUCUCAUACUCCUACACACCUACAAGAAUUGCAAACUGACACACUCGUCUCUCUAACUAACGGCUCCUCUUAAGUCUUUACUUGACCCCUCUGGUCACAGCUAGCAAGCUAAACCAACAAACAUACCCAAUAGCAAAUAGACCAGUAGUUCCCAACUCUACUCCCAGUAUCUCACGUUCAUUAUAUACUCCAGGCAGACAUACCCAGUUGUUCUUGUUGAGGGGCUGAUGAUUAGUCGACAAGUUGAGUUUAAUCGGGUUUGCUUGCCAGGGGCUACAGCAAAAUGUGAGCUGUUGAGGGAAGGUGAGGACCAGGGUUGGGGAACCAGUGGACUAGACAACUACACUAUCUACACCCCCUCCCCCAAAGCUUUUCCUGAUGGUCUCUGAUAUUCUGGGCAUAUCUUGCCGCCCUGCCUAACUGUGCAGCAAAUAUGUUUUUGUGUGAUUAUUUUCUACCUUAAAGAAAGUUACAUGCUAAAAGAUGGUCCAUGUUUUUUUUUCCUUUGCAAUGUUUUGGGAAGGGAGAAAUCUGACUUUGGGUUUCAUGUGACUGUAUCAGAGGAUAUUUUGUAAUAUGUGUUUUCUCGGUUCAGUUUAUUAAAGGAAAUCAUGCAACCAGA